AUGCGUACAUUUGUGGUCGUUUGCUUGAUUGCCGCUGCUACGGCUCAAUAUAGCUAUCCUCCACAGGGAUCAGUUGAUCUUUCUGGAGCUGUAGGCGCCGCACAACUUUCCCAGCCAAUUCAGCCAGCAAACGAGUACAACAAAGAAUUCUACACCUACUCGGCUCCCGAAAAUGAAUUCGAUGAUGCUGGCGCCAACGACCAGAUCGCCCACUCACUGAAGAAGAACUUGCGCGUCGUUUUCAUUAAGGGACCCGAAAACAAUGGACUCGAGAAUGCCGCUUUGCAGUUGGCUAAGGCUGCUGGUGAUGAACGUACCGCCAUCUAUGUACUCAGCAAACAAGCUGACAUCGGUGAUUUGGCCAACAGAUUGAACUCAUUGCAAAGCAAUACCAACAAACCCGAAGUGCACUUCGUCAAGUACAGGACCCCUGCUGAUGCUGAGAAUGCCCAGCGCGCUAUCCAGUCGCAAUACGACUCACUGCCCGGUCCAUCUACCAGCAAUAGCGGCGGUGCUGCACCCGUCUUGAACUUUGCUUCACAGGCGCCUGCUGCUCCCGCGCCAGUAGCACCAUCCAACUCGUAUAUUCCACCACAGGCACCACAAGCGUCGUAUUUGCCACCCAGCAGAAGAUUCUAA
This is a messenger RNA of Rhagoletis pomonella (apple maggot), 639 nucleotides long. RefSeq lists its product as uncharacterized. NCBI's taxonomy places the organism in Eukaryota, Metazoa, Arthropoda, Insecta, Diptera, Tephritidae. The transcript is spliced from 2 exons. Bases 1 to 639 code for a protein of 212 amino acids. The record is from RefSeq and is a predicted model, not a curated record.